This is a messenger RNA of Wasmannia auropunctata (little fire ant), 183 nucleotides long. RefSeq lists its product as uncharacterized. The record is from RefSeq and is a predicted model, not a curated record. NCBI's taxonomy places the organism in Eukaryota, Metazoa, Arthropoda, Insecta, Hymenoptera, Formicidae. The transcript is spliced from 2 exons. Bases 1 to 183 code for a protein of 60 amino acids.
AUGAUCGAUUGGCAUCGCUUAUCAGGAAGAAAAGGACUCGAUCUCAUUUUAAUAAUUGCUGCGUCCAAUACGUCAAUUAAACUUACCGCCGGAAAUCUCUUCGAAUUGUCUCUUAGUACAUUCGGCAACGUGGUUAAGACAUCGGUUGCUUACUUAAACAUGCUACGUACAUUAACUACAUGA